UUUUUUUUUUAGUUAAAAAUUUAGGCGUAUAACCGCUUAGAAAGGUGGGGGAGUGGUUCCUGAAUUCCGCAGGAAGAUUUCGAACUUCAAUCCCUAACCUCUGCAAAUCUCCAUAACCGUUCUGAAACGGAUGAAGAAGAAGAAGAAGAGCAAUGAAGGUUUUGAGUUCUGCGAGGUCUGCAAGCUGAACCACAACCAAGGCCGGCGGCACAACUUCUUCCCCAACCACAAGAAGUCGCUGGAGGCAGCGCUCUCUCGCUUUCGAUCGAAGCUUGCCGACCUCCGCUCCUCCCUCAAAAACCCUACCCCUCUCCGCCCCGAACACGCCUCUCUCAACCGCCUCUGGUGCCGCUUCUGCCAAUUUGAUAUUCCUGAGCUUCACAGCUUCUUCAACAGUGAGAAUGCGAUUGCGCAUCUGGCUAGCGAGGAUCAUUUGAAGAAAGUGAAAAGAUUCCUUUGGAAAUAUGGCGGUGGAAUGGACAAGAUUGAUUGUUACCGGAUUACGGAGGCUGAUUUCGCCAAGUGGGAGAAACAGUGCAAAGCAUUAAAGACCGAGGCUGCUGGUGAAGGUUCUCAUGGGCCUUUAAUUGGACCCUCAAAUGAUAUCCACAAUAAAAUGAACUCUGACUAUGUAAAUAGUUUUGGAAAAGAUAAUAUUCAUGCUGUUAAUGUUAAUAUUUCAAAUUCUGUUGUGCCUUUACAAAAUUAUACUAAUGAGAGAUCUCAGAUAUAUAAUUCAGAGUUACCAGUCACACAGGGUGGUUGUCCUCAUUUACAUCACAGUUAUGCAUGCUUAUCAUGCCAUCCUCCUGUUAAUGGAUUUGCACUCCCAGAUGAGAGAACUGCCAAAGGGGAAACAACUUCUCUUGGUUUACCAAACCUUACAAAAAUUUCAUCAGCAGUACAAGAAGACAUCUUAGGGAAUGUUCAUUCUGGAGCACCUCCUCCUUGGCUUAAUGCUAUUGAGCAAAAUCAGCUCGAGUUUGUGUCGAAUUCGGGGGAAAAUGACCUUUAUUAUCUAUCUCAAAAGAGGAAAUCCUCUAAACUAAACCCAAAACGGGUUGGUGCUGCUUGGGCUGAGAGAAGAAAACGUGAGAUGGAGUUGGAGAAGAAAGGAGAACUUGUAAUGAACAAAGCUGAUGCAAAUUGGCUCCCCAAUUUUGGUAGAGUUUGGCAAUCUGGCAGUAGGAAGGAAUCUAGGAAAGAAUUUCAGAUUGAAAACAAGAUAUCUGGCAAGAUUGGAAGCCAAUCAACAACUGUAGUACAACUACAGCCUUAUAUCAGCAAACGAAUGCGCAAGGAUUCGGUGGAUGGUGCACUGGAGCAGCCUACCGGUUCUGAAUAGACUGUGAGUAAUAGUUUUGCGGAGUACAUCUUUGUAUAAAAAUUAAAAAUAGUUGGCCAUGCAUUUGCACAGUUAAGGGAAACUCGUAGUCACCGGAUAAACCUUGUUCCUGUGUAAUAACUUGCGAUUCAAGACUUUGCUUCUAGAGCCACUGCGGAUGUAAAUUGCGAGUCGCACAAUUAGUCCACCGGUCAGAUCCUAGUCUUCAUGUGCGUACAAGAAAUCCAAUUCAUACCUUCCAGCAUCCUUGGGUUAUUUUUCCCAUAAAUGUUUUCAGUAGGAUUAGAACUCCCCAUUGUCGCCUCCAAUCAUGACUAAGUCAGGCGAACCAACUAUGCUAAGCCUCGGGGGAGAUCAAUAGAUAAUUUUUUGAUAUUAGGUUUUGGUGAUAUAUGUAUAGGUAGAAUUUCUACCUCACAUAGUUUUUUGAUAGUAUGGUUUUGAGACACAGUUCUACAAUUCAUUUAAUACAAACUAAAAUUCAAGAUAUAUGUAUCACAUACUUGUGUAGAUUAUUUUUACGAAUA
Messenger RNA from Ipomoea nil (Japanese morning glory), 1872 nucleotides. RefSeq names its product TITAN-like protein. The record is from RefSeq and is a predicted model, not a curated record. NCBI's taxonomy places the organism in Eukaryota, Viridiplantae, Streptophyta, Magnoliopsida, Solanales, Convolvulaceae. Bases 131 to 1345 code for a protein of 404 amino acids. The transcript has 7 exons.